AUGUCUGACAAGGAACAAGUUAGUCACAACACCGAUCUAGACCAUCAAGCUACUGGUGUUGAUCCACACGAUGCAGAAGUUGGUCAGAUCUACAGUGCUGGUGAUAAUAACGAAUACAUUUUUAUUGGACGUCAAAAGUUUUUAAAGAGCGACCUAUAUGAAGCGUUCGGCGGUACGUUGAAUCCUGGUUUAGCUCCACCUUCGUUACACAAAUUCGCCAAUCCUGCUCCUCUAGGUUUAUCGGCUUUCGCUUUGACCACUUUUGUGCUAUCUAUGUUCAACGCAAGAGCCAUGGGGAUCACAGUGCCUAACGUUGUUGUGGGUUUGGCAAUGUUUUACGGUGGCCUUGUUCAGUUGAUUGCAGGCAUUUGGGAAAUCGCGCUCGAGAACACUUUUGGUGCUACCGCGCUAUGUUCAUACGGUGGAUUUUGGUUAAGUUUCGGUGCUAUUCACAUCCCAUGGUUUGGUAUCUUGGGGGCCUACGAAGGAAAUGAAAGCGAUCUCAAGAAUGCUUUGGGAUUCUAUCUGCUUGGAUGGUCUAUUUUCACCUUUCUUCUGACAGUUUGUACCUUGAAAUCCACCGUUAUGUUCUUUGCACUGUUUUUCUUCCUUGCGGUCACCUUUCUGCUGUUGUCCAUCGGUGAAUUCGCAGGUAAAGUUGGCGUCACCAGAGCGGGUGGUGUGCUUGGUGUCAUUGUGGCUUUUAUUGCCUGGUACAAUGCCUACGCGGGUGUUGCUACAAGACAGAACUCUUACAUUUUGGCUCGUCCAUUUGUUUUGCCAACAAACGAAAGGACUAUCUUUUAA
Molecule: messenger RNA, 807 nt
Organism: Torulaspora globosa
Lineage: Eukaryota; Fungi; Ascomycota; Saccharomycetes; Saccharomycetales; Saccharomycetaceae
Gene: ADY2
Product: Ady2p
Exons: 1
Coding region: 1-807 (268 amino acids)
Cellular component (GO): plasma membrane
Molecular function (GO): acetate transmembrane transporter activity
Source: RefSeq, a predicted model, not a curated record